Podarcis muralis (Common wall lizard) is the source of this 30890-nucleotide messenger RNA. RefSeq names its product glutamate ionotropic receptor NMDA type subunit 2B (gene GRIN2B). Gene Ontology annotation, cellular component: membrane. Gene Ontology annotation, molecular function: signaling receptor activity; ligand-gated monoatomic ion channel activity. The record is from RefSeq and is a predicted model, not a curated record. Gene Ontology annotation, biological process: monoatomic ion transport. NCBI's taxonomy places the organism in Eukaryota, Metazoa, Chordata, Lepidosauria, Squamata, Lacertidae.
CUUACGUGAGACGUGGCUCCUUGGUUCCUCCCACCCUCCUCCUCCUCUCUCUCUCUCUCUCUCUCUCUCUCGCCAUGGUUUUCACCUUCCUUUCCUUUCACCACCAGCAACACCUCCGAGGAAUUCCGUGGGAUUAAUUUUUCCUGUUAUUUAUGAUUGCAGAGGAGGACGAUGCGCGCGGGCAUCUCUUCCGGAUUGCGCUGAGCAGCGAUCGCUCGCCCGUUCCGAGAAGACCCCGCGUGUGAGCUGCGCGGACCCGAGCGUGGUCCAUCUGCACUGGCCCUCUGCCCCCCUCCCCAAAAGGAGGAGAGAGAGAGAGAGAGGGAGUGAGUGGGGGGAAGGAAAAAGAAAACCACACACCCACCCCAGCCCAGGCAGCUCCCCAGUGGACUUGCCAGUUGUUGCUCGUGGGAAGAGGCUCUUGCCGGAGGGGACGCCUGGGGAAUAAUCAUGCUUCUCAGAGGACCAGCACCGACAUCCGCGACAGCCAGAGCCAGCCCCUUCUACUAGGGCUCACAGGAAUAUAUAUUUAUAUAUUUCUAUUGUAUUAUCUGCAUCCUUAGAAGAACCAUCACGAUUUGGUUUUUUUUUUUAAUGAUCUCUAUGGAUCCUGCAUUUUAUGACCCUCCUCUCCACACGGUCUGAUUCAUCUUCGAAGCCGAUCUCUCUCUCUCCCUCCCUCUCUCAACCUCGUUUUACAUUUGCACCGCUUCAAGACACAAAGAUUGCCAAAGCCGAGCCUUCUUGCAAGAAAAAGAUUUUUCUCCCCCUCCAAUUAGAAACAUAUUGCAUCGCCCCCUCCCCAUUUGCUCCCCAAACCUCAUUCUUCUUAUGUGGAUAUGCAAGCAAGAAGAGGAGACUGGAUACUCCCAACAUGCUCACUCCCUUAAUCUGUCCGCCUAGAGGUUCUGCUUCUACAAACCAAGGGAGUGCAAGAGCUGAAAAUGAGGCCCCGAGCAGAGUGCUAUUCUUCAAAGUUCUGGCUUAUGCUGGCAGUCCUGGCGACAACAGGUGGUGGGGCCUGGGCCCAAAAGAACCACCCCAGCAUUGGCAUUGCUGUCAUCUUGGUGGGUACCUCUGACGAAGUAGCUAUCACAGAUGCCCACAAGAAAGAUGACUUCCAUCACCUCUCUCUCACGCCUCGUGUGGAACUGGUGGCCAUGAAUGAGACAGAUCCCAAGAGCAUCAUCACCCGCAUCUGUGAUAUCAUGUCUGAUCGGAGGGUUCAAGGUGUGGUGUUUGCUGAUGACACUGACCAGGAAGCCAUUGCCCAGAUCCUGGACUUCAUUUCUGCCCAGACCCUCACACCCAUCCUAGGUAUCCAUGGAGGCUCUUCCAUGAUCAUGGCAGACAAGGAUGAAUCGUCCAUGUUCUUCCAGUUUGGUCCAUCAAUAGAACAGCAAGCUUCUGUCAUGCUCAACAUCAUGGAAGAAUAUGACUGGUACAUCUUCUCCAUUGUCACUACCUACUUUCCUGGCUACCAGGACUUUGUCAACAAGGUCCGUAGCACUAUUGAGAACAGCUUUGUGGGCUGGGAGCUAGAAGAGGUGCUCUUGCUGGAUAUGUCUCUGGAUGACGGAGACUCAAAGAUCCAGAAUCAGCUCAAGAAACUCCAGAGUCCUGUCAUCCUCCUUUACUGUACUAAGGAAGAAGCCACCUAUAUCUUUGAGGUGGCUAACUCUGUGGGUCUGACUGGGUACGAUUACACAUGGAUUGUACCCAGCUUGGUGGCUGGAGAUACAGACACAGUCCCCUCUGAAUUCCCCACUGGACUUAUCUCUGUGUCAUAUGAUGAAUGGGACUAUGGCCUUCGCGACAGGGUGAAAGACGGAAUAGCCAUAAUAACCACGGCUGCUUCUGACAUGCUGUCUGAGCACAGCUUCAUUCCUGAGCCCAAGAGCAGUUGCUACAACACACAGGACAAGAGGAUCUACCAAUCAAACAUGUUAAAUAGGUACCUGAUUAAUGUCACGUUUGAAGGGAGGAAUUUGUCUUUCAGUGAGGACGGCUACCAGAUGCACCCAAAAUUGGUUAUCAUCCUUUUGACCAAGACGAGGACGUGGGACAGGGUGGGAUGGUGGAAGGACAAGCGUCUCAAGAUGAAGUAUUAUGUGUGGCCACGUUCUGAGCUUUACCCUGACAGUGAGGAGCGUGCAGAUGACCAUCUCAGCAUAGUGACCCUAGAAGAAGCACCGUUUGUCAUUGUGGAAAAUGUGGACCCCCUAAGCGGUACCUGUAUGAGGAACACUGUCCCAUGCCAAAAAAGAAAUGUGACAGACAACAAGACGGAUGAGGAGACUGCAUACACCAAGAAAUGUUGCAAAGGGUUUUGUAUUGAUAUCCUCAAGAAAAUCUCCAAGUUUGUCAAGUUCACCUAUGACCUUUACUUGGUAACCAAUGGUAAACAUGGGAAGAAGAUCAAUGGAACAUGGAAUGGAAUGAUAGGCGAGGUGGUUGACAAACGUGCCUAUAUGGCGGUGGGAUCCCUCACCAUAAAUGCAGAACGCUCAGAAGUGGUAGACUUUUCUGUACCCUUCAUUGAGACAGGCAUUAGUGUAAUGGUGUCGCGAAGCAAUGGGACUGUCUCACCUUCUGCCUUUUUAGAGCCAUUCAGUGCUGAUGUAUGGGUGAUGAUGUUUGUAAUGCUGCUUAUAAUCUCUGCGGUGGCGGUCUUUGUCUUUGAGUACUUCAGCCCUGUGGGAUACAACCGGUGUCUGGCUGAUGGCAGAGAGCCUGGUGGUCCUUCUUUCACCAUUGGCAAAGCUAUCUGGUUAUUGUGGGGCCUGGUAUUCAACAACUCUGUGCCAGUGCAGAAUCCCAAGGGCACUACGAGCAAGAUCAUGGUGUCUGUGUGGGCCUUCUUUGCUGUCAUCUUUCUGGCCAGUUACACUGCCAAUUUGGCUGCCUUCAUGAUCCAAGAGGAGUAUGUAGACCAGGUGUCUGGGCUGAGCGACAAAAAGUUCCAAAACCCAAAUGCUUUCUCGCCACCUUUCCGCUUUGGGACAGUUCCUAAUGGCAGUACAGAGAGGAACAUUCGCAACAAUUACGAACUGAUGCACGCCUACAUGGUGAAGUUCAACCAAAGAUCGGUGGGAGAUGCGCUAUCCUCAUUAAAGACAGGGAAGCUGGAUGCUUUUAUUUAUGAUGCAGCUGUGCUAAACUACAUGGCUGGCAGAGAUGAAGGCUGCAAGCUAGUGACAAUUGGGAGUGGGAAGGUCUUUGCUUCAACGGGCUACGGCAUUGCCAUCCAGAAGAAUUCAGGCUGGAAGCGGCAAGUGGAUCUGGCAAUCCUACAGCUCUUUGGUGAUGGUGAGAUGGAGGAGCUAGAAGCUCUCUGGCUCACUGGCAUCUGCCAUAAUGAGAAGAACGAGGUAAUGAGCAGCCAGCUGGACAUUGAUAACAUGGCCGGAGUCUUCUAUAUGUUGGGAGCAGCCAUGGCCCUCAGCCUCAUCACCUUCAUCUGUGAACAUCUCUUUUAUUGGCAAUUCCGCCACUGCUUCAUGGGCAUUUGCUCCGGCAAACCUGGCGUUGUCUUCUCCAUCAGCAGGGGUAUUUACAGCUGCAUCCAUGGAGUGGCUAUCGAGGACCGCCAUUCUUCCAUGAACUCCCCCACUGCCACCAUGAACAAUACCCAUUCCAACAUUUUGCGCCUGCUCCGAACAGCAAAGAACAUGGCAAACCUUUCAGGUGUCAAUGGCUCACCACAAAGUGCCCUGGAUUUUAUCCGUCGCGAAUCCUCUGUCUACGAUAUCUCUGAGCACCGCCGUAGCUUCACUCACUCUGACUGCAAGUCUUAUAACAACCCCCCCUGCGAGGAAAACCUCUUCAGUGAUUAUAUUAGUGAGGUGGAAAGGACCUUUGGUAAUCUGCAGCUGAAAGAAAGCAAUGUUUACCAAGACCAUUAUCAUCACCACCAUCGCCCUCAUAGCAUAGGGAGCGCCAGCUCCAUCGAUGGACUAUAUGACUGUGAUAAUCCACCCUUCUCCGCACAGCCUCGAUCUCUCAGUAAGAAGCCAUUAGAUAUCGGUUUGCCGCCGGCCAAACAUGGCCAGCUAGGUGACCUUUAUGGCAAGUUGUCUUUCAAGAGUGACCGAUACAGCGGUGGAGGAGCACACGACGAUUUGAUCCGUUCAGAUGUCUCGGACAUAUCGACUCAUACCGUGACUUAUGGCAACAUUGAGGGCAACGCUGCAAAGCGGCGAAAACAGCAGUAUAAAGAUAGUCUAAAGAAGCGGCCAGCCUCGGCCAAGUCACGGAGAGAGUUUGAUGAGAUUGAACUGGCCUAUCGCCGGCGUCCCCGUUCCCCUGACCACAAGCGCUACUUUAGGGACAAGGAAGGGCUACGGGAUUUCUAUUUGGACCAGUUCCGGGCUAAGGAGAACUCACCGCACUGGGAACAUGUGGAUCUGACGGAUAUUUAUAAAGAGCGGGGAGAUGACUUCAAGCGUGACACUAUAGGGGGAGCAGGGACAUGUACUAACAGGACCCACCACAAACACGGGUCGGGGGAGUUUGGAGCAAACAAUGAGCACAAGCACAGUGUUGUGAGUGGGGUACCAGCGCCAUGGGAGAAAAACCUCACCAAUCUCGAUUGGGAGGAACGCCCUGGCGCUAACUAUUGCCGCAGUUGCCCAUCGAAGCUGCAUAACUACACUCCGACCGUGGUGGGGCAGAAUUCCACCCGCCAGCCAUGCAUCCGGUGUGAAGCCUGCAAGAAGGCCGGAAACCUCUACGACAUCAGUGAGGACAACUCCCUCCAAGAGCUGGAUCAGCCAUCUGCUCCUGUGCCCGUGGCAACCAGCACCUCCACUACCAAGUAUCCUCAGAGCCCUUCCAACUCUGCCUCCAAGGUGCAGAAGAAGAAUCGCAACAAGCUACGCCGGCAGCACUCCUACGACACCUUUGUGGAUCUGCAGAAGGAAGACGCUGCCCUGGCCCCCCGCAGCGUCAGCCUGAAGGACAAGGGCCGCUUUUUGGAGGGAAGCCCCUAUGCCCACAUGUUUGAGAUGCCAGCCAGCGAGUCCACUUUUGCCAACAACAAGUCCUCAGUGCCCGCCACCAGCCACCACCACCACAACAAUCCUGGCAUUAGUGGUGGUUAUAUGCUCAGCAAGUCGCUCUACCCCGACCGGGUCACUCAAAACCCUUUCAUCCCCACUUUUGGGGAUGACCAGUGCUUGCUCCACGGCAGCAAAUCCUAUUUCUUCAGGCAGCCUGUGGUGGCAGGAGGGCCCAAGGCCAGGCCAGACUUCCGAGCCAUUGUCACCACCAACAAGCCGGUGGUCUCGGCCCUCCAUGGGGCUGUGCCAGCCCGUUUCCAGAAGGACAUCUGUAUAGGGAACCAGUCCAACCCCUGUGUGCCUAACAACAAAAACCCCAGGGCUUUCAAUGGCUCCAGCAACGGGCAUGUUUAUGAGAAACUUUCCAGUAUUGAGUCUGAUGUCUGAGUGAUGGGGAAAAGCAUGGGAGGGGAUGGUGCUGGAAAUGCAACGUGUGGGAGGGGCAGGUGGUGGGUUCAGACCUAGUUCCCAUUUGCUACUCUUCUGCUACUCUUUUUUUCUUUGUGGAGUAUUGGAGUUCUGCUUAGGCAGCGCUGAUGCGAAGUGCCACCUCUUUCUUUCCCCAGAUCCCCCAUCCCCGAUGAUCUCUUUUCAUUUCUCCACUCACAGUUCCAUUCCUGGCCAUCACAUGUCAGAGCUUAGUAGCUUAGCUUGUGUUUUCACAGUUGGGAAAGGCAAAGGCAUGGUUGAGGAGAGGCCAGCAUACGAGUGGGAGCAAUAGCCGCAGAGUUUGGGGUUUUCUCGGCGCCAAACUGUGAUGGUUAGUACAGAUACGAGAAGGUGGCCUGAGGCGGAGAAUGGAAGAGAUAGAAUGGGCAUGAAGAAGAUACAGGUCUUCUUACAUAUGUACUUUUAAGCAAAAUUGAUGGGACGUGAAUAGUGUGGGAUCAACUUAAUGCAUUUUAUGUUGAUUACAUGCAAAAAAUCAUUCAGUUCUUUUGUGAAGACUCUGUGGGUUAAAGGCUGAAAUAUGGAGUUGCAUAUAUACAUAUACAUAUAUAUAUAUAUACUGAAGAUAAAAAUGUAUUGAAAUCUUGGUAUAUUUACCAGGGGGAGGGGAGGUUUGAUAUGUAUGCAGAUCUAGCCAGUGGUCCAGUCAACAGUAACCCAGUGAGGUCACUUCUGAAAGACGAAUUGGAAUGAUAAAAGUGAAUGCCAGUGAAACUUUCAGCAAAAGUCUUGGGGAAAUUCAAAUGUUGGGGUCCCAGGGGAGGUUUUGUUGCAGGUUUUGUGCUACUCAUGAACAACUUGUUAAUUUUGAAAUGGUGAAAUAUCAAAUAUGGGUUGGUUUAUGCACAAGCUUAAAUGUGAAAAUUAAUUGACACGAACCAUCGUAACAACAUGAGUUUCUUAUUGCUACGAUAUUUAGUAGACAAACCCAGCAGAGCAAACCUUUCCAAUGCAAGGGAACAUAAAGGGCAGUGAAUGAAAAGAAGAGCAGGGUUGGCAACUCAAGCUCCACUGUUGUUCUGAUGAAUUUAAUCUGGCAGGGAGAAGGCUCAGCCAUUGCUCCCGCCUCUAGCAUAUCAUGCAACACGAGCAAGAUGAAUAAUGGAAAGGCUUUCUCUGCUGAUGGUGUAUUUCCUCUGAGUAGAAAGUGGAAGAAGGCGGUGGUGGGAAUAGGGCCAGCACAACUCAGACAUAUGUAUAUGUGUAUUUAUUGAAUAUAUUCUUAUAUUUGAUAAUUAUAGUGUUGUGGAAAUACACGGCUUGUCUUCCACAGGGCAUGAGGAGAUGAAUCAUCAGAUCCUACAGAUGCUGUGGUGACGACUGGAGAGCAGAGUUGCAAAGAUGUGGGGAAUAUUGUUGUGAAGGGGACCGGCAGGUUCAAAGGUGCAAAAGCGGUAUCACUUAGCAUCUUGAGAGUUGUUCUGGCCCUGUCCUCAGUGCAUAUGGUACUGAUAACAGCAGUUUGGCUACCAAGGAGGAAUAACUGUAAAUGCAAGUUAAAAUGAGACACUUGUUAGAAGCGAUAUUGUUUCGUUUACAGCAGGAACCCUCAGGUAAGGGCAACAGGUCCAUUGUUGCUUCCCAAAAAUGUGGCAAAGCACCUCACUUUUUCAUGGGUCUGUUGUUCUGCUUUCCUAACUGGAAAGGACUGUGAAAAGUGCUCUUCGGCUAUCUUGGGCACGUUGCAGUAGAACUGAACGCAUGGACAGGCACAGGCCCUGAGCUUUGGAAGCAGCCAUUCUUUUUCGAGCCACAUUUCCUGCAGCUGAUUCUCUUCUCGUGUAUCCUUCCAACCAUACCCUACUUGGCUUUAUCUUAAUACCUUUCUUGCAUUUAAGCCAACAGAAGGCCUUGUUUUUUUGGUAGGCAGAGGCCAGGAGGAAGGGCCCGAACAUUUUGAGAAAUGGGAUUCCCCCACCUCCUCUGGAUUUACUAAGCAAGUUAUGGAAGGAGGGACGCCCUCUCUAUGGUUGGAGGAGUAGAAUGCCUUUUUGUUCCUCUCUUCUUUCUCCUGUAAAGCAAAUAAUGCUUGCUUAGCAGUCUGCAGAACAUGGAGUGAACCCUCUGACAAGAGCAGUUGAGAAGGCAUUCAUUUCAUUUGUAAAUAUGAUUUUCUUUUCUAUUACAUUUUGUACAAACUAGUGCUUCUCUUCUUGUGAAUAUUCAGGUUUGGAGAGAAGAGGGAUUUUAGGUUGUCCUCCCACCCCUGCAACGUUCAGGCAAUGUGUCUGGAGGUUGUUUGAUGUGGGCCCAGGCUGUUAAAAAUGGGGGAGAAGGAAAGAAAACUGCAUGCAUUGAAUACCUCUAUCUACACACCUGCCACCUUUUUUCUUCAUGGUUCGAAAAUAUAUUAGAUCACCUCUAGCCUUGCUAGCAGGGCUUUCAUGUUCUAAUGGAAGCACACUAUAUCUCCCUUGCUUGAUUCUAAACUCCAUACCAUAACCCUUCUCUGGAAUCUGGGUCCUGGGCAUUGUGCUGUUUUCCCUUGGUGAUGAAGCAAACCAUCAUUUUGAAUGUUCAGUUUAGAUCAUCACCCAACACUACAGGGACUUCUCCAAAGUUAAUGUUGGCUUGGAAACCUUGGGACUGGGAAAUCUCAGUUUACUAGUACUUCUUAAGGUUUAUUAAGCAGCUGGGUUUGAUCCUACUGAUUAAGCCUGCCUUUGGCAGCUAUGUCAGUAUUCCCAUCCCUCAGCUGAAACCAAAUACAGUUGAGAAUGGUACUUCGGAGAAAAUUAAACUGAAAAACAAACCAAAAAGAUGCUAACUGAACUCUCAGAAUGAUUCCAGAUCUUUGUUUUGGAUGACGGUUCACUAUGGUUCACAUUUUCUUAUAACCUUUUUCUCUGACCCUAGCUCAAUUUAAACGUUGAAUGACAUGUUUACAUUUAUAGUGUUUAGGUUUGAUAAUAUUAAAGUGCUUUACAAAUUUUAAUUUGUGUGCACAGAGUGUGAAAAUUGUCUGCUUAAGGAUAACAGGAAAUGUUGGAGGACUUUCAACAACAAUCCAUUUUCAGGUGUCUUGUGUGUUGCCUUGACACAUGAAAUGAGCCUCUGGCUUUCUUUCCCCUUCUCUUUCAUUUGAAACAUACAUUUUUCUUUCUCUUGAAAUUUGACCAAGAGGGAAAGGGUUGGUUGGAACACACACACACACACACACACACACACACACUCUUCUUGGAACACUGAUUACAAUUUUGUAAUUUAAAAUUCUGAGUGUUAUUUCACUAAAAAUAAUCGAGUGAACAUAACAGGAAAUUUUAGCAGCAGGUGCUGUUUAUGCUAGAAUGGAGGCUGUGAUGUUGGUUGCUUAACUUGCCAAAAAAAUACAUGAGACUUUGUAUGAGAGGCCAACAAAAGUGAAUGUUUAUCAGCUCAGAAACCCAGUUUCUUCUUCCUCUUAGAAAAAUGGGAUGUGUUCCUAAUAUUUCUGUCAUUUCAUAACAUUGAUUCCCCCCCCACCAUGAACUAAGGGUGUUUGUUUUGCAUGGGUGAGUGGUUCUGUACCUGAACAUACAUAAUGUAACUGGUAUGGUUUUUUUUCCAGUCUGGCAUAUCUUGCCAUUAAUGUCUUUUAGGAGGAUAUAUCGAAAUACUUUCUAAAUGCUCAUACUUCUGGAGCCAUGGCAAUAUGUAUGUAAUAAAUGUUAUGGUAUAAAGGAGGAAAAGAUGGGGUGGGGUGGGGGAAUGGCAGACUUCCCAAGCUGUUAGACAUUAGUAUGGCAUGCUGCCGGACCACUUAUUCUGGCAUUCUUUCAUGGAGGUGGUAUGUCUGCCAAUGUAGCAAUACACCAUGUUAUGUUAUGUUAUAUCCUGCCAUAAUGUGUGGUGCUCCAGAAAUUUGGUGAGUGGGUAUUAUGCAUGACACAAACAUAUCAAAGAAAAUGGGUUGACCCUGCAUCAGCACUAAUCUACAGGUUUUUAGAAGUAUACUGCCCCUCUCCAUCCCCACCCCAUACUCCCUUGCACAUGUAAAUCAACUAGUAUCUCUCAUACCUGCCAAAAUCCAACACAAUCCCAGUUUGGGCACAGGUAUUCCGGCCGCUUCUUACAACUGACUUCCUGCAAUUCUUCAAAUUCCUUUAAUAAAAAUCUACAUCAUUCCUAAAUACAGUCAUUGUUAGGAUAAUCAGAGGCUAGUUGCACAGAGGAACUAUUUUGUUCCAGGAUGUUGUCAGAACAAAUAUGUAUGCCUCAUGAGUUUGCUUAGAUCAAGCAUGGCUGUAUCCCUUCUUGUCCAAAAGAGCUGGCAGCCUAUUCAUGAUUGUACUCCGUAUUUCCCACUUGCUCCCAAAUGGGACUUGUGUUGGUUUCAUUCUAUCAAAUCCAUCAGAUAUAAGCGCAUGAAGCUACCUGAAAGAUCGGGCCCUGAAGUUCCUGGCAACAACAGAAGAGGACCUCAACCCCUCAAGCUUGCAUUUUGCAUCCUCUCCCAUAAGUGCUUCCCUACAAUUACAUACUGAACAUACCAGGUCUGUCCAAGUGGAAAACGUCCACUCUACUUCUGGACGCUGCUCGAAUAUGAAGAAAGUAAUUAGUGGGACACUAGCUUUGUCCCCCAAGGGCUUAUUUCCAGUUUGUAGCCAAAUAGGCUUCCAAGCCAUAAUUCUGUUCUUAAUAUCCCUACACCCUCACCACUGGAAAAGUUGGUUAGGGUUAUAACCGCCAGUUAUAGAUCCAGACAUAUAGCAUCAUUUCCAUUAUGGAUGGGUUUCCAUUUCUGGCACCCAUCCAGACAAACUUCAAACUAAACCACCACAUUUUAAAAACUUUUAUUUUAAAUACUUUGAAGGCCCGCCCUUUCCAGCCUCUGAAUGUUAUCAAAUUCCCUUUAUUGCUGACAAUAAUGUGUAUUAGUGUAGAGUACAUCUUGACAAAAUUAGAAUAUUCUCUAUUAGCAAAGUCCAGUUAAAAACAACAAAGCAGUGCUAUGAAGAUUGAAGAUCACUUCACACAACCAGGCCAGCUUGGCGAUAGACCAGUGAGCCAAGGAGGGGCAUAGACAAAGGGCACCCCCAUAAGCUUCAAAUUAAAUUGCCCUCCUCCAUGAUGAGUUGGUGGAGUGAGUGGAUCCAGGCUCAGGUCUGCCUGUGGUAAAGCUUAAAUCACAUACCCAGCUCACGUGUCAUGCCGUCUGCGAAGCUGUGGGGUGUGCAACGAUUUGACCACGUGUCAGACCGAGCUGGACCCAUUUGGUCAGCAAGCCCAUCAUGCCAAUUCAAUCAUUUGAACUGGGCUCAAGAUAAAAUCUGUGUUAUCACUUAUUCAUAAUUUAAUUUAUUUAACCUAUCACAAGUGGUUGUAAUGAAUACCACAGUUAAGUUCUUGCAAGGUCCGACCUAUUCCAUUUCUUUCAUACACAAACAUCACAUACUAAAAAGCUGAAUAAUAUAUAUGUAGGUCUCACAUAACUUCAGCAAAAAGCCUGAGUAUGUAUGGACACAUCUCAAACAUCAAAAUCAAUAUAUUUCAGCAAACAUUUUUGACUCUUUUUAGUCACAAUAAAGCAUUUUAUCAAAGCAGAAACAAUGCAACAUUUCCUGACAUUGUUUUUAAUGUUAUGUAUUCAUGUUGUGCCAUAUAUAUCAUCCGCUUAUUUGAUUGCGGUUAUAUGUAAAUAUAAGUGUACAUAUGUACAGGAGCUAAUUACAGCAGCUAUAUUCAGGUUGGGGGAAGAGGGUAAUUUUUUUAUAUGUACAGUAUUUCCAUAUUAAGCAAAGGCAUGGGGAAGGGGAAUUGACUUAUGAGUUGUGGUUUUCCUUGGUCUGUGGUGUUUGAAGUUGUUUCAGUGGUUGCUUUUGCCAGUUUGGGAAGUUUAUCUGGAUGUUCUAUGUGUGUGCUAAGAAAGGGACUCAUGUUGGGGGAGGUUUGGGGGCUGGUGGCGGGUGGGGAGGAAAAGGGUGUUAAUAGUUUCCUUAAUUAGAACAUGUAUUGAUAGCUAGAGAUUACAUGUUUGAGAUUAUAUGUUUGAAACACCAGGCUACCCCUUUCCUUAGAUUGUCUGUCUUUAUUUUCCCCCCUCUCUCCUCUGAAAACUGUCCCAUGUUUCUCUCCCUUCCUUUUCCUGGGAUGUUAGUAACAUCCACCAUUUCAUCCACCAUUUCGAUAUGUGUGUCUUUCUCUGACAUCGUUCAAGGGUCUUCUUCACCCACUUCUUCUGCAAGGAAAAGCCAUUUUCUAACAUCCCUCCUACACAGCAGGUUGUUAUUCUGGAUCUUCUACGUAAAACCCAUGUCAGAGCCUCACUCCCCAUGUUCAAAUCUGACCAUAACUUCACCUUACUGAAGUGUGUUCAGAUCUCUUCUGAGGUUUUGUACCUCAUUUCUUUGUUCAGCCUACUCUGCUUCUUUGGCUGCCACCUCACCCCCUCCUCCUCUCUUGCUGUGCAUAUGUAUUUUGGGCAUCUAAAGAUGGCAUCUCUUUUCCAAGCAGAACCCUUUCAUUGUGGGAAGUAAAGCUAGUGUGGUAGACUCAGUUGAGUGUUGGAUUUGUACUUCCCUACUCAGCCAUGAAGCUUGCUAGAUGGCCUACUCUUGGAGAGAUGAAAUUGGGAUUAUCCUAGAUAUGCCACCCUGCACUAUUUGAAGGAAGGGCAGGAUUUUAAUUAUUUAAUAUGAUUAAAAUAUAAAUAAUCCUGUUGUUACCCAGCCGCCCACAUGCUAAUAGGUACAUUUUUGAAAUCACCUGGUAUUGCUCUUCAACUAGUCAGGUAGUGGCAGAACAGUGUACCGUCUGUGAUCUCCUUGGAAAAGUUCUUUUGACUCUAAUAAACAGUUGGCAUGAUUUGACAAUUGAGGCAUGGACACAAAGCCAGGACUUGUUUUUCACCAUGCUUUCUCUCAUGAGGGUCCUCAUAAAUCCCAUCAAAUGCACUUUUGUCAGCCUUCAUUUCAACCAUCUAACAUUGUUUUACCUUAAAAUUGCAUUCUUAUUACAAGAAGUCUUGUUUAUAAGUCUUUAAAUGGUUGGUUGCCCAUCUUUAUGUCCUCUCUAAUUUUCUCAACACCCUUUUGUAAAAGUGCAAAAUAAAAUCAAAAGUAUAUCUAGUACGCUUACCCUCCCCUGUUCCCUCUUGCUACUGCCCUUGUUGUCUAACAUCAACCCUUUUGACACCCUGAUCUUGUUAUCCAAAAACACAAGACAGGCCUGCUGGAUCAGGCCAGUGGCCCAGCUAGUCCAGCAUCUCACAAGGGCCAAUGAGAUGCCUAUGGGAAGCCUGAAAGCAGGACUUGACCAUAGUAGCCCUCUCCCCACCCUUGAUUCCCAGUGGUUGGUAUUCAGACACCUACUGCCUUCAACAGUGGAGGCAGAACCAUGCCAGAAUAAUGAGCUCCUCCCACAAAGUGGCCAGUGUUCACCCCCCUCUUCAUUGAGCCAGCCUGACUCAUAUCUCCUUAUCCCUGGUGAAGGAAACAGACUCGGUGUCUGAGAGUUUGAUUUCCAUUUGGGAGGUACGGUUUAUGCUGAGUACAACCCACCAGAACAUUCUCUCGCCUUGUGGUGGAUUCCGCCCAUUGUUUGUAGAUGGGUGCCUCCUCACCCCCCCUUCACUGCAUUCAGGGAUGUUCCUGUGUUACAGACCUGUCAUAAUCCUCACCUUCUCCUUUUAUUUUUGGUCAUCUUCAAAUGUUCUUAGCAUCAAGUUCAUGUGUUUUAGGCUACCAAUAGUGGUGUGGAAAACAAUGGCCUUAGAAUGUUUUCCCUGAGAAAACAAAAUAGAAAGAAAGGGCUCAUGGUAGUUGAUGUUUUCUUCAGCAGCUGCAGGUUACCAAGGAGCUGUCCUCACCCUUCUGUCACAUGCAGAAUAAGGAUAUUAAUGUUUUGUUUGGCUUUCUGAACUGUGUAUUGGGGUGGGGAUAUGGGCGCAUGCCAGCCUGACCAUCUUUUAAAGUAAAGUGGGGUUCAGGGUAGCCUUUCAGCCCAACAAUUUGCCUUUUCAGUUAAAAGCAUCUGGAUUUGCAUUGUGCCUUUGUAUUAUUCUUACUGAUCUGGAAAUAACUUUGCUUAAUAAUAUCUCCCCAUGGAAAACUGGUAAUUGAAAUCUAUUGGUUGACCAGUUCUCUAGCCAGUUAACUAGCUUUAUUUGUACUGAUUUUUACCAUAAUGUUAUGUAAUGCUUAUUGUGUGCCUUUUAUUUAUGUAGCAGUUUGCAGGUCAAUCCAAUCUGUUUGUUUUAGUAGCAGCAUCUGAAACAAUGAUUUGCAAUUUUCCUAGCUCAAGUUCAAUUCGCCCUUUCUACAAGCCCCAAUUGCAGGGUGCUGCCUAGGGGCAGGCGGAAUCUUGCACCCCUCCCUCUGGACCAUAUAACUACUCUUGUGUGACCUAACUGUUCUACAACAAAGGCAGGGGCAGCUGCCUUUAUAGAGAUCACGUCCCAGAAUAUAUACAGGGUUGUGGAACAAGCCAUGCCCUUUUAUUGACUCUGGGACCCUUCCAUCUAACCAUAUGUGUAAGAUCUGGACAUGGGGAGUUCUGUUCUGGAUAAAGAAUGUGUAGAAUAUCAUGAAGAGCCAUGACUAAAGCCAGAGAGGAUGCUGAUGUUUCUCUCUACUAUGUUGUAAGCUCCACUUGCAUUGUGGUUUGUGAGAGGGAAGCUGAGAGUAUAUAUAGUUUUAUCUUAAAGGCAGGUGUUAGUUUUUGUGAUUUGCUGUAAGCAGAGAUCAAAAGUAAAGCCUUGUGGAAUGAGUUGUUAUUAUUUUGCCAAGUAUAAAACUGCUCUUGGUUGGAGGCUCAGUGGGUGUGGCAAAGGACUUUGGCUCCCUCUGAAAGGUUGAUUUUAUAGCUCAAAAGUCCUGUGUGCACGUGGUGCACAUUUUCCACCUGAAUAAAGUGGACUGAGAGUAGCUUUACAGUGUACAUAUAGCUAGAUUUGUAGACAGGAAGGACUAAUGUGUGGCCUAUUUUUCUGUGCAAUUCAUGAUAGGCAGAAGAGAUUAAGAACCGAUUUGAAGGAUUCCUUGCUAGCCAAACAUCAUUCCAUAGAAGUGGGAGAAUUUGCCCCUCUGCAACUUGGAUUCUGUUAUUCCCACAACCCACCAACUCCCUUAUGUUUUUAGUGGAUGGUGCUGUCAGAUGUAGGGCAAUGUGUUAUUCAGUAUUUGGACAGUAUGUCACAGAUGCCUCCGAUUGUCACUGAUGACUGCCUAUUGCUCUUAUGUGCAACAUUUCCCCUCUGUGCUGCUUCUGUUUCUGCUAUCGACUGCAUCAUCAUCCUUGUUAGUGUGCCAGGCUCUUUUGCUUUGCAGCCAAGGGCUGCACUGUCUGCAGCACAACGCCUUGCUUUUCUGCCAUGUCCUCCUUAUUCACAGCUGGGUGCCAGGCGUCUUUCACUUGGUGCCAAGCUUCUUUCUGCCUUGCUACCAACUGCUGUGGUGCAUACAUCACUGAGUAACCUCUCAUACAUCUCAGAGGAAACAUUGCUUGGAAUGCCCUUUGGGUGACUCCUGAGACUAUGGCAAACCCAUCAACACCCUUUAAUUAAUUGUUCAUCCUCUGUUGGUUCAAUUUGCACUAUUAUCAUGGCCACCUUUACUCUUUAACAGGAUGAAAUUUAGACUUUCUUGCUAGCUAGCAGAUAACUGAUUUGGAUUUAGGCUAAUGUGUUUCUUUGCUGAAUAGUGCAAUUGCUAAAAGGCAUAUUACAGCCAGUACCUGACAUCCUGUCUUGUUGCAAGACUCUGGCAGGGUCAUGGGGGGAAAGUGGGAAGGUGCAUUUACUGCAAUCCUCUCAUUUCCCAAAGCCAGUUUGUGGAUUGAUAGGAGAGUUGUAUGGGUGGAGAUCAAUCUUCAGCAUGAAGCACUGCAGGGACCGAUUUCCUCCCUUCAUGCCUAAAAAGAAGCUUUCGGUGGGGAUAUACAUAUUUGGAAGGCAGCACCAGGAAAGGGUUGAACCUCCACCCUCCUGCAGCCAUGAUCAAAUUCCUCCUUCCCAUGGCUGCUUUAAGCCUAAGCAAGAAACACUUGAGAGGUUCAAUCAUAGGUCUCCGGUAUUAAGAUUCAGCUUAGCCCAGAGAUACAGAAGAGAGUUGGGGAAAGGAAAGCAUAAAGGAGGUAUAAGAGGCAUGGGAAGGACAGGAGCAAAGUCUCCUUAUUGUCCAUAACAUUUCACAGUCCAAUAUUUAGUUCCUAGUAUAAAUCAUUGGCUUUGGAAGCCUGAAUCAAUUACAGUGUUUAUUCAAACAGGCAGGCAGGCACACACAAACCACUGUGAAAUGUGUGUGCAUGCUGUAUGCAUACUUUUAGGUAAGUUGGGGGAGCUUGGGUGGGGGGUAAAGGAGGUGUAGCCUGCAAUACAGCGUUAAGAUAGUUUCCAGUCUGUGUUGUUCAGAUGGGAGGCUGUGUAAUCUGUGUUUGUAAUGUGUUUGAUGGUAGGACAGUUCUGAGAUGUCAUUGUUAGAGAGCAGAGCUUUGCAAUAUACCUCUCUGGUCUUUUGUGCAUCAGAAAGUUGCUGUUCUGUCUCAUGCUCUCUCAUUGGGGUGGGGUGGGGGCUUUUCCAAUGAUUAGGGGGCAGAAACCCUGGAUCCUAUUCUAGUUAUAUAGCGAUGCUAGCCCUGCUUCCAGAAGCAUCUUCUUCCAAAAUCACUGAUGAGGGAGUCACCAUAUUGUGGGAGACAGCAGUUCUGUUGUUCACAGCUUUCAAAAAGCACAGCUGAAAAGGGUGCAGCCAGCAAAGACGUCUUUAAGGGAAAUCUCGUAAAACAUCCUCAUUGGCAACAUGUGUUUGCCUUGCUUACUGAAGUUUUGUUUAGAACUAGUACAGAAUGGCUCCACCAUCACUGCAGUAGACAGCUGAUACAGUGCACAGUAAACAAGGGCAUUCUAUAAAAUAAAUAGUUGAAAACUGUAAAUGCAAGAAUGUCACGAGCUGUGGUGGUGAGUGAGCACAUUUCUCACUGGUGGUAUUGCAGGUACUCUGCAGUCAUUGCCUAUGCUGCUUGUGCAAAUGCUGCAAUAGAGACACUGCUAGAAAUGUAGAUCCCAUAUCACAAAUGAGUAAUGACAACACACUUACAGUCCAGUUCUGUGCAGUACUCUGUGCAUCCAGGAGCCCAACUACAUAUAAUAUUAACAGUAUGAUUUACAAUCACAUUGCAUGCUAUUUUUUGAAAAAGAAUACAGGUGCAGGGAUGUGAGUGUCAAUAAGAUCAGGGUGCACAGGAUGAGAAGGGUUAAGCUCUACUCAGAUGCAAUUUGCAUGAAAUUCCCCUCCCUGCCCAGCACAGCUACUCGCAUUACAUACCAAGCUCCCAUUGGCAUUAGUGGGGAUUCUCCCUCCCCAAUGUUAAUUUCUGUGUUGGGGGGGCGGAAUUUUAUGGAGAUUGUGCCAAGAGCAGGAAGGAUCCUGAUAACAGUUGUUUCCGCUGCACUUGAUAUUUACUUUUUAACAACACACAAUGUGAUUGCUAAUCACAUCAUUAAUGUAAUGCGUAGUUAGGCCCCUAAAGCCACUGAAUUUUGUGGGAUUAAGCAUGUCAAACUUGGUGUAGAACUGGACCGUGAAUGUGCUUUAACAAACUGAUCAUCUGGAAAGCUCUCUCCCUUUUAAAAACUAACUGGGAAAUUUCUAACAAAACUUUCCUAGUGGGGAAAAAGCACUUUGCCAACAUUUGGCCACUAGUAAAAGAAAAAUCUCCAGACUGAAAUGGAGCUUAAUUGACAAUUUAAACUGACUAAAAUGAAUGUUUUGUGUAUGUGGAGUGAAUGGUGAGACCAAGUUAGAAUGAUUCAUCUGAAACAAAAGAGAUUCUGAAAAUGAAUGUAACUAAAAAUGUAGAUUUCCUUCUUUUGUCUGUAUUAUAGAGAGAGAACACAAUUUACAAUUGACAGAAAUAACAAUUUCAAGCAACAUUUCCCAAAACAGCAAGGAACGGCAGCAUGAACCACAUUACUGUAUGAUUCUAGGCUUACUGCUGUUCAAAGACCCAAUGCUCUUCUUCAUCUUUUCUCUUUUAUGGGUUUUCACAACUUCCCUAUCCUCAUCCAUAAUGAAUGGCUAAAUCCACCAGGUUGACUCAUUCAGAAUCUAAUUUCUGUACAUUUACUUCAGCUAGUGCGUCCUUACGGUGUGUGUGUGUGUGUGUGUGUGUGUGUGUGUGUGAUUGAUUGAUUGAUACAUAGAAUCACUAUGAUUGAUUAUAUAGAGUACUGUUAAUCAAACAUGGAUUGCUGACGGUCCUGCAUAUUAUAUUGUGCUAUUUACUUAUAUACAGUAUUUCUUAGUCACCUUUUUAUGUGGGUGGGUGUCAUCUCAUAAUAGGGAAUGGAGUGAUAGUUGAAAGGAUUGGAGGAAGCAGGAGCUAUGCAUAUAGGUAUUCACAUAGUGACUUGUGUAAAUCAGAGCCACAUUCUCUUUGAAAGCAUUGUAACAUAUAUUACUGCUCAGUCUUGCCCUUCUCUUUACCUCCAUUGGUCUUUCUUCCAGUGUUUUCUGGAGCUAACAUUACUGGGGAAGAGGGGGAAGACAGUUUUCUGAAGCCUAUGCAAGUUACUGAGCACAUCAUAUACAUUCCAACACUUGGAAUGUUGGUCAUCUGAAACAGACUGUCAAGUGAUGAGACAUUUACCACACUUCUUAAUCUGCUCAGAAAUAUUUAGAAACUGUAGUAAUAAAAUUCAUCACUUGGCAGGAUGUUUCAGUUGACUGGCGUACCAAGCAAUAAAUAUGUACCUGGUAAGUUACCAGUUGGUCCAUGAACAUCUGUAGUCACUUAAAGGGAGUAUGGAAUUCAUACGGAACAAGAUGAAGAGAAAGAUGAAAAUAAUAUGUUAUUCCUUAAUCUCCCAUGUAUGGAACCAGAUGCAUGCAAAUGGCGUUUGGGUGAAUAAGACCCACAUUGGAAACAAAUUCACUCCAGUUUAGGUGGGUAAUUGUAAACUUUGGAUCAAACAAUGCAUUUAUCACAAUAAACAACCUCCAAAGUGCCAUAAACAGUUCCAAAAUAUGUCUGUCAAAGAGAAUUGACAGUCAAGACUUCUGGUUAGAAGUCCUAGUUAGUUGAUCUGUUGGUUAUAGUAUGGAUAGUCUUUUUUCAGGUUUUAGAUUUAAAUCUGGUAGAGUUGAGAAAUUUCUAUAAAAUUCUAGUAUGAGAGAUGGGAGAUUGUGUUUCAAGUUUUAAAAUAAUUCACAUUUGCCCAGAUACCUUUGUCCAUAAUUCUUGGAGCUUCCUCCAAUCGUUCCAGCUAUUCUGCAUUAUGAAAUCACACCCAUUCACAGAAAAGGGCGACUCAGAAAUCAGGAGAGAAAUAAAUGUUCCUCCCCAGUGAAAUUCCAUUGGCACUUUGUGCCAUGUUCUUCUGGGUAUCUCCAGCCACUUGGGAAAACCUGGAUUUUCCCAGUCUUUUGGUUAGAGUCAAUAAAUCCCUCCUGUGUUGAAUCUUGUCAUCUCAUAUAUUUAUUUUUAAUGUAAAGAGAACAAAGAUGAUGGCAGCAGGAGGAUAUGGGAUGACCAGUAACCCUCGCUGCAAAAAGAAAACUUACAAAUAUUUAAAAAAAUACCCUUGAAAUAUUUUGGGGGAAAAUUGUGAAUACUUUUUUAUAGAAAAGCUAAUUUUUAUGUAGCAUGAAAGUCACCAAAAUAAAAUGAUCAAGAACGGAAGUUGUGGCGAGAAGUUUUGUUGAUGGGGGGCGGUGAUGGGAAAAGGGGAGGUUGUGGGGAAAAUGUUUGUGUGGAAGGGAGGGGAGUUGCAAUGCAUGGUGGGGAGUGGGGUGGGGUUGAUGGCAGUCAUGAAUGUUCAUGUGUUGUUGAAACAUGAAGCACCUUGAAGUGAAGGUCAUCUCUUAAUAGGGAAGGCAAUUGUGGUACUUGUAGGACAUCCCAGGGGGUGGCUUCCCAGACUGGCACUCAAUAAUAUGUAUACAACCAUGGCCUCUGCCAAACUGGGUGCAUGAAUACUGUACACUAUUUGGGGGCACUUUGGGGCAAAAAUUGUCAACAAUUUGGGGAAAUAAUAGGCUGGGAUUUGGCCAAUGCACAGCAUAUCAUGUUGCCACCUCAAGGGGAAAUUUCCUGAGGGAAUGCAAAUGUUGUUCAGAGAACUUGCUCCCCGCCUGCCCCUGUGGGUUGCUGGCAGUUGUGCAUGUCUGCUUCCUGUGGUUUGGGGCCAAUGGGUGAUGUGAGAAGUCUGGCUCCUCAUUGGUGGCAUUCCUUGGAGGUUGGCUGCUUGAUUGGUCCACUGCUUUCUCCAAAUUAUUGUACCGUAAUUUUCCUACCCCUGUCAGGAGCCUGUCAGAGAGAGUUGAGAGAUUUAAGGGGAUAGGAAGCUGAUAGUUUGUCUGCCUGACUCUGCCAUGGAGAUGGGUAAAAGGGAGAGGAUAUUUUCUUCGGGGUUGGGUGGGAGGAAGGAGAGGGGGUAAAUAUAUGGAAAUGCAGGUGAAAUUCUUUUAGGGAGUGGAUCUCUUCAAGGGGAACAAUAUGGGUUGGGAUCUGUAUAGUAAGUUAACUGGUUGGCCUUGUGUAAAGUUGCUGUUGUGAUGCAGCAGUAUGUAGUGUCAAAGAAAUUGUACUUAAGGGCUCAAAUCCCACUUCUGCCUUGUAUUGGGUGUGUGGCCUUGAACAAAUUGAUUGUCUCCAACUGGUCCAGCACUGUUUACAGCAGUGGCCUCCCAAAUGCCUCUGCAAAAUUUAUAAGCAGGGCAUGAAGGUAAUGGCAUUGUCUGUUCGUUUCUUAUGCUUUUCAUCCUGUUUCCCUUACCUGAAUAUGUGUUCCAGAAAGUUUUCUCCACCCUCAGUAUCUUGAUCAUAUAAUCAAUCUCAUGUGUGACUUGACUUGUGGCUUGUGGUUUGGCUCAGUUUCUUGAGGAAUCUGUUCUGCACAUAGAGUUCCCAGAUUUUCUCUGGAUUGUUGAUCUGUGUGGGCCUGAUAUCAUUGUAUUGCUUGGUGGCUGGCAGGAGACUUGUAUUAUUAUUAUUAUUAUUAUUAUUAUUAUUAUUAUUAUUAUUAUUAUUAAGCAUUAUCUGACCAGAAGGUAAAAUUAAAAUUCUUUGGUUUUCCAAAAGUAUUUUAUGUGUUUUCUAAUCAAACAUAGAUUUGCCAAGCUUAAUGUUGUCCAGUCACAAAAAAUAAUAGCAGGUUUGAAUUCCUUACACCCCAAAACUUAUUUUCAAGGCUCUUCACUGAAGAAAUUUGCAGAAAUUAAGUUUCACCCCUAAAAUGACACGCCCAACUGGUGAAAUGUGUAAAAAGCAAAGGGUCUGUUUUCUUUGAAUGUAAUGAGUAAAAAGACCCACUGUUCUCGUCAACUCCUUAAACAUGUGAACUCUCAUUAGAUAUUUUGCAAGUUCAUACGCUGCACUUAUCUUCUGUGGUUUAAAUUUUGUUUUUCGCUAUUUAUUAAAUUUAUAUACUGCCAGUGUCCUUAACAUGACCACAGCUUGUAACACAAUACAUAAUACAGACACUGUCAAGGCUGAACAGUAUUGGGUUGUGAAAACAUUAACAUUAAGAUUCUACAACCCUGUAACCAUUCCAUUUUUCCCUUUAAAAACAAACAAACAUCUGAGGAACAAUCUGGGAGAGCUGCUUACACAUCUCCCAUUCACUUCAGUGGAGUUUGUGCAGGAGAACUUUACUGGAGUGUUGUGCCCCAGUUUAGUUUUUGAUGUAUAACUAGACUUUUGGUUGCAUCUGUUUUGGUGUUUACCAUCUUGCAAGCAUUCCAUUAGCAGAAGCAUAUUUUGAAGCACCAGCUAGCACUCGUUGUAUGGCUUUUGUAUUGUGCAUCCCUGUGGUUUUUCUGUGUACAUAUGUUCCCUUGCCCUCUUUAAACCUAGACCUCAAAGUAAUCCCAUAAUUUCUGGCGUCCCUCCUGAUCGGUCUAAUUCCAGAAAUAAUUUGAUCUUCAUACCCAAAUGGACCACUGGCCAAGAUCUUAAUAUUGAAUCACAGGAAGCAAAUCUAUUCAUCCACUCUGCAUAUACUGCCCAGGCAGUUUCUAUUAGGCUUUAGUGGUACAGCAAAAAUUGGUUGGUAGUUUUCUGAAACAGGUUGUCUUAUUACUUCAAAGUAAAAAUGGAAAUGUGGUAAAACUUCCCCCUUCCAUCCAUUCUUUAAUCAGGUGCAGGGCAGAUGAUAGGUUCUACUUUACAGAGCACAGCCUUCUAUAUGAAGGUCUCUUUGGUUUGAACAUCUGUCUGGCCCAUGUCCAUUUUAAAGAGAAAGGAGCCACAGAAGGGAGCACAGCAAAGGCCUUGAAGGAGGGAGAAAAGGAGUUUGGAAGUUGCCCAUCAAUAACACUGGGCGGUAGAAUCAGCUGCCACACAAGCCAAUCUCGUCACAGUCUUACCCAAAUGAGAUGUACUGCAUUUUUGCAUAAAUUAUGGAAAUUGUUUCUAAAUUUGUAUCUCUACAUAUAAAUUAGCAUAGGCCAAUUUUAUGCAGAUAAAUACCCUUUUCUCCUCUUUUUUGAUGAUGGAUAAGUGUGCUCUUGCGGUGGUUAAGUAGACCGGGCUCUUUUCCCUAGAAUGCCAGCACACAAUAAGGGUUUGAAUGUUGUUCCAGGUAGCCUCUACUGAGUUCACGUCUUCCCUUCUUCCCUUAUUCUUCUGGGUUGGUAAGAUCUUAGACCAAAGAGGAAUGGAUAUUAUCGCCUCUGAGACGCUGUGUGGAAAAUCACCUUCCAUCACACAAGCAGAAAUUCCAGGCAUUUUGUGACUUUCUCUGCCCUAUCUUAACUGCUAGCUAUAUAUCCCUCCUAUAUUCAGAAAAGAAUGGCUUCCUGGGCUGCUUCCUUAUCUGAACUGUUAAGCUGAAUGCCAUGAAGCAUUUUCUGCUGUUCUCUCCGAUUAGCCAGCCUUUGCCAAGGAGGUGCGAAACUGAGGCCUGGACAUCAAAUCCUCUUGCUCAAGGUUAAGUACGGGCUAUGCAAUUGCCCUUCAGCAGUUUGCUCUCUUUCUAUUAGCUGUGGUGGACACUGCAGAAUGUUAAGUGAGUUUCUCUGUGUGAGUGGAACUCUCUGAAGAUAAGUAAUGUGGGAGAUUGUGUACGUGUGCCUGCAUGCAGAGGGACUGUGGAUAGUUUCAGUACUUUUUUCAAGGAGAAAUUCCCCUUAAAACUCAAGCCAAACCUUCCCUACACAGUGCAAACAAUGAGGUUGCCAUUUUGGGUGCUCUAAUGCAUCUCCCACCCACGGCCAAAUCCAACAUGCUGGUUUGGGAUGUUGUGUCAAUUUUUCUGUAAUGUCUGUCACUGAUGCCCAUAUAGGCAGCCCAGGAGAGUGAAGACUGAUGCAUGUCAUAAAAGCAGGUUAAUGGGGGCCAUGACAACACAUUUGCAAAUAUCUAACGGUGUGGUUUGAAAGAGGGAGAACAACUGUCUGACAGCCACUGAGGGGCAGAGGCGAGGUGACUAGUAUACAGCAUACAGAAGGCUUAGAGUAUGGGGUGGGUCAUCAUUGCUCUGUCUAUACUAGUUUGUGUGACUUUUACUGCCAUGAUUUCUCCCACAGAUUUGUGAGCAUUCUUUGUAAGAGAUUCCUAAACCCGCUCAACUAUAUUUCCCUGGGGAGAAGGAAGGGAUGACCAUGUUUGGCACAGAUAUGCCCAUUGAGUAUUAAGGGCCAACAUGUAGUGACAGACCCUGUUUAUAAGUAGGUAAUUAUCUAAAUUAUUUUAAAUUAUCUUUGUGUCUACAAAGUUGUGGCCCAAAGGCAAACCUUUCUCUCGUAGCAAACGUGCCCUUUCCAGUUUCUAUGGUGGCAAAAACAAAUUAUUCCUAAACAGGGAAGUAACAAGCAGCUUUCAACCAUGAGAAAGAAAAGCAGUGCUAGAUUUCAUUAGAUUAAGUCAUAAUUCAAUUGAUAGAGACGCAUUUAAAUAAUGUGGCCGAAUUUAAAACAAUUCGAUCCUUUCUAAUUUCAUAAAGUCAGCUGAAAAGGGGAAUUUCAAAGGGAGGAUGCUCGAGGAAUUUGGCAGGCUGAAAUCUGAAGUGGACUUUUUCUUCGGGACUGAUGUGUGGAUUAGAACAUAGCCCUCUACAGAAUCCAGGCUUCCACCAAUUCUAUGAGGUGGCCUUCCUUCCUUCCUUCCUUCCUUCCUUCCUUCCUUCCUUCCUUCCUUCCUUCCUUUUAAAAUCCCCUUUGUUUAACAGGCAAUAUCUGCUGCAUGCUAUAUGUGGCUGCAGGUCCCUCACAGGGCUACUGUAUGAGAGGAAAAUGGCUGCCCCCGUUUAGGCAGCCAUCUUUUUUUCUGUACCAUGUCCCUGUGAGGAAUGUCACCUCACCACAUGCCAUCACUCCCCCAGGGGCAUUUGGGACAGUCAUGCACUCUAGCCACUUCAACAGAUUUUGUUUGUUUGUUUGUCAGAGACCAUUUUGAAAACUACAAGUAAUUUAUUUGAAAACACAUUUGAAAUAAUUCAGCGGAGGGUGCCGAAUUUUGGCGUUGCACAGGGCACCACUGAAAUUUGAAAAUCCAAAGUCUGCCACUGCAAGGACACAUUCCGGCCAAGCUCAUAAUAAUAAUAAUUUAUAAUUUAUACCCCGCCCAUCUCAAGGAGGGUGUGUUAUAGAGGUGGUGAGGGGUGAGGCCUGCAGAGAAGGAAAUUACCUUGGAAAAGUCCUGAGAACUGUAUAGAGAGAUCUGAAGGGUCACAUUCAGCUUCUGGGCCAGAGGUUCCCCUCUCAGCUCCAUAUGUAGACUAAAACCUCAUGGAGCUUGGAGUAAAGACUAUAUCAGGCCAUUUUGAAGUAAGUCUUGAAACACCUCACCAUUGAUACCUACUUCUGAGUGUCAUGUUUUAUCAUGGAUUUGCACACUAUCUAAAUCAGGCAUAGGCAAAAUCAGCCCUCCAAAUGUUUUGGGACUACAACUGCCAUCAUCCCUGACCACUGGUCCUAUUAGCUAGGGAUGAUAGGAGUUGUAUUCCCAAAACAUCUGGAGGGCUGAGUUUGCCUAUGCCUGAUCUAAAUGGUUUCUAGACAGGUGUGAAGAUUAAGACCUCUCCUUUGAUUCACUGACUAUCUAGACAUUAACCUUAAAUGUGUUUAUGUUAAGAGUUUACAUUAACUGGUAAAUUGACAGAUGCUAUCAUUUAUAUACAUUAUGCAAAUUGUUUUGCAUAAUCUUGCCUUGUACACAAUUACAUAGUAUUUGCUGAUGAAUAAAUUGGGUAUUUACAAAUAAUACAAAAAGCAAUCAGAGACUGUAGGCUAUGGGCACGAUCCUGCCCCCGUUCCAUCACUUUUAGGGCCAGUUGAUUUUAGUGAGAAAAUUUAAGUUUAUCUUUCAAUGCCUCACAUUUAAAUUUCAGUGAUUAAGUAUGACUGGAUCAUACUUUGGGAGCACCACCUGCCAGGAAAUCUGCACAAACUGUAUGACAUCAAUGGGAGUUAUGUGAUUCCAUUGCUACUCUUUUCAACGGGGCUUGCACAAGAAAACCUCUUGGUGAAUGGUGCCUGUUAUAUACUUUAUACUGGAUUUCAGAGGGAAUGUAAGAAGUCUGGAGGAUUGUGAAGGUCCACACAGUAGCUCUCUAGGAAUCUAGUAUAGGAUCAGUGGUUUUGCUGCCUGCUUCAGGAGUUACUUUGCUUCCACGAAUACUUGUGUAUACUUGAGCUAUUGUGAAGCCACCAUAUGACCCUGCUCCUCUUUCAUCUAAAGAAAAUGAAUCCUUUAAGCUCUGUCCCUGGACUGAUGACUGCUCAGGGACAUUCCUGGCCCAGGGUGCCUUACUUAUGCCUGUUCCAAACCAAUAAGUCUUUAUCAGAGGGCCCAACAAGGAUACUUCACUCGGAUUGACUGCUAGUAAUUCUCCUUUCUUUCCACCAUCCCAGUCCCAUACUGGGCCUUUUCCCAAGCUUAGGCAGAUAGGCUUCCUGGUCUGAAGUGCAUUCAAAAUUCAUGGGCUUCUGGAUCACUCCUUCUCUUGGAUCGUGACCCUGGAGUACAACAGCUGUAAGGGCCUGAGCUUCCAUAGGCUGCACAUGCUAUAAUACAGUUGGCAAGGGAUUUCUCCUCAUCCAUGACUACAGCUUGCAGACAGUCAUCCUCCAAGCCACCUUGCAUGUUCCCUUGCAUUUUUUACAUAUUCUCUACCACUUUCCCCUGACUGCAGGCCUCAGCUACUCUACCUUUGUACCAUGAUCUCCAGUUCUUUUUCAGUUCAUAGGACUCUCCCCUAGCUUUUCAUUUGGAUCACUGCUGGAAACACCCAAGACAGACAAGAGUCUGUUGUUUCUCAGCUACUAACCCUUCAGCACAUUCAGAAUUGAUAGGGAACUCCUUAGCUAUCCACAUGGCAGCUCUUCUGUUGGGUCUCUGGGCCUGUCUUGACUUCCUUAUAGCUGACGAUCCAGUAAAGCUCUUACCUCUUGAUAUGCCGCCUCCUGACUCUUGCUUGGAGUUGCUGUAAUUUCUGCUGCUCUCAUUUUUUGGCUCACACCAACUCCAGGGUGGGUGGGUAAUUUCCUUCUUUGUGACCAAUCUUAAGUGCUCUCCUCUUCCUCAAGCAGCGGGAAGCAAAGGGAUAGCAUCCCUCUAUUUUAUUUAGUUUUCUUUGGAGAAAGAGCAUGGGAUACUUAGGGUAUCUUUGGUAAACUGCUUAUUUAACAUACAAACAGCAAGCAGGCUGUUAUAAUAUAGGUAGCACAGCCACUAAGCCCUAGAUUAGACUCCCAGAGCACAAAACUGUGGACCUACACAACCCUCUGAGCUGCCUUGAAUUCUACUAACUUGCAGCUGAAACUCUCUAGUUCAUGCUGUCUUUACCCCCACAGUCAAACUGCCAACACACUCAUGCAGAGCUUUGUCUCCCUACCUGCAAUCUUUCCUUUCGUUGUUCUUUUUGGUUAUCCUCAACAAGACAGUCAAUGAAUAAAAACAGCAUAAGGAAAAAGACAGCUUAGCAAAGGCUCAUAGUAAUUUGCAGUGCAGUCUCAUUCAGUUAAAGCAAAUACAAUCAGAACAAGCCUAAAAGGGAGGAGGGACUUUGAUCAGGGAGGAAGGAAAAAAAGGCAGGGGCAGGGAUAUGCUCCAGCAGAGUCUCCUGGGCAUGUACUUCAUGCAGACAAUCCCACAGAGAGAUCACCUGUGCAGAGGCAUAGUGUGGGGAAGGGCAGGGGGGAACAUGGCCCCGGGCGCACAUCUUUGAAGGGAUGCAAUCAGGUGCCCGCAUGACAGGCAUGGAGUCUUGGCAGCUGAGGCAUGGCAGCAGGUGGCUUGGUCUAGUGGGCAGGUGGAUGGAAGCAGUGGGUGAGGGGCCUGUUGGAGGCGGGCUCCGUUCACCCUCCGUGUGGGCUUUGCGUCCCUCUCACAUGUGCCCCCACCCCUGCUGCAACACUUGCCCCACCCUGAUGGCCAGCAACCCAUGUUACACCACUGCCCCAGUGUUCUAGUGCUAAUUUCCGUUGUGCUGUCUGCUGAAGGUGACUUCUCCUAUGGUGUAAGGGUACAUGAGUCUUCUGACCACUGAGCAAUGAGAGGAGGAGUUUACAGGGGACAUACAUUCCUUCCAGUGCUGUAGCACCAUCCUUUUGCCCAUCAAGAAGGCACACAACGUGCUAUUAUGUUGUCUGUCCAUCAAAGUCCCUCAGCGUUGGAAUAUAACCAGUACAAUGUGAGCAUCCAAGAGUUUUAAGUUCCAUCCUGCUGGUGAAUUGCCUAGCCACGAGCUGAUUAGCCCUGAUUUACCUUCAAGCAAUCAGCUAAACAUGGGUCACCGAGGGUCAAAACAGUAGGGAUGGGGAUGGGUCAAUAGGAAAUGGCCACAAGCCAGGGUGGUGAGGCCUGUGCAAGCCUCUUUGUUUCAGUAGGUUUGUGAAUGCAUAACGCUGAGCUGGAUUAGGACCGGCGUGUGUGCAAUUUGCACGCAUGAUGUUGGUGAAGCAUGCUUGAGAGUCUAGCUAGUCCUUCAGUGUGAGAAUCUCCCUUACUUUAUACUGUGUUUUCUUUGCCGGUUGGGUUGGAACAAGAAGUGCCAGUACCUAAGUAAGCCUGCAAACAAAACCUCUGCUUAUAGACAUUUCUUAUCCCUGUAAGCUCCAGAAAUCCUGCAAAGAAAGCAGAAUUCUUGGGAGAUUUCUCAACUUGAUAUCAAGAGGUUUGGAUAAGCUCUGCUUCUGUAGCUAAGCUUCCAGGGGGGCUCUUCUGUAUGGGAUCUUCAGAUUUGAUUUCCCCCCAGCCACUGGCUUGUAUUGUCUUCCCCAUGGGGUAAGGUGUUCUCUCUGAAUACUACUACAAUACUGACUGCAUAUUUUCUCCUCCCCAUCGCAAAAGAAGCAAACUGUGUUAUUUACAAAGGUGUGCUUGUGACAGUAAGACUUAAUUCAAUUUCAUAAUCAUAUGCUUCAUUCUCUCAACAUGGUCACCGGACUCUAGUCCUAAAGAUACGGGCCUUGAGGAAUAUCCAGCUGUAUCAGGGUAGGACUUUACCGGCUUUAAAAGUUGCUUUUAUGUGAUUAAUUGGCUUGGCCUUUUGAUGCAAAUGGUGGAGGAUGGCUGAACAAUUCCAAAAAGAGCAAGGACUGGUCACCAUUCCUAUCAUUUCUGUUAGUGCAGUUGAGGGACUUUGUUACAAUAUGUAGGAAAGCAUGCAGUUAGCUUUCUUUGGGAGCUAAAUAGGCCUCAGCGAUGAGGAUAUAAUGGAAAGAUGUGCUGUUUAUUAGAAGAAAAGCUUUUUCCCACUUGUAACUGACCUGCCAUGUAUACCUCUAUUUAGAUUCAAAAGAAAAGUCUCAGCAGCACACUAUGUUCAAAAUAAAUUUCCUUCUCUCAACCUCGUUUGGAUGAGCUCAUCUGCAAACAUCCAACAAGGAACCUGUAAUUCUUGGUUUAUGUCCUUUAUCUGGUAUAGUUCUUCCUCAGUAUCAGCUCAGUUGAUCAGUUUCAGUGGGAGGUCUCAAAGGCAAGUGGCUGAAAUCCAGUUAGGAUUUUGCAAGUGAAUUUAACAACUUGUUUGAGUAAGAAAAAUCAUUUUGUUGUCUGGAUCCAUCAGUACUUUGACGGUGGCAGCGGGCAUUCUGGUUUCAAAGCCAACAUAUUGACUUUGGGGGUUAAUAUUUCAGACACUUGAGGACUUUUUUUUAAAAAAGUAUCAAUAUUUGGAUUUGUUUCUCUUGUUUUUAAAUACUGUGGAAUGGUACAGGUUAAGUAAUGCCAUAACUGCACCCCAAAUCCAGAUGGUGUUGAAAUGACUACAUAUAUAUAUAUAUAUAUAUUCACAACAUUUUAUUUUUCUGAGUUGUUUAGAUAUUUUUAAAUAUCUGAAAAUUUUGUCUAUCUGUUGGGUAUAAAUAACUUAACAAUAUUUCACAUGACAUUUGUAUUGAAAAGCUCCAGUUGACCUGUGGAUUGCAUUCCAAAGCAUUAAUAGCAUAGAAUGUAUUUAAAAGAACUCGUUGGAUGAUUUACAAAAUGGAGUUUACACUGCAGUAUGUAUGAGUAAAUAGUGAUGGAACUGUCCAAUGGAAAAUGCACAGAAUGGGUGUUUCCACGCUGUGUUUUUAGUUUCUCAGGCCAGGAGCAUCCCUCUUACAGCCAUCCUUUCGCACAAUUUUAGUGGUUAAUGUGAAAGUUACAACUUAACUUUUUAUCAUUUCCAAACGCAUGGAAAGUAUAGUGUGUGUGUGUGUGUGUGUGUGUGCGCGCACACACAGUAGAAUUUCUUUCUUUCUUUCAAAUUGGUUUGCCUUUGGUUCCGUUUACAUGGCAUGUGCAGCGGAAUGAGGUGAAAUGCUUGCAACUCCAUCUGUGCAGUUUCCUCUUCCAUUUCAUCAUGCAAACCGUCUAAUGUGAUGAAGAGAAUGUUCCAAAUAGAAGAGAUUGGUGGAGAACAGAGAGGUACCCUUCCAGGCUGAGAUUCCCAAAUGUUGGGUAUGAACCUGCCUUUGACCCAAAUGAGGUGGCUGCUCUUGGGUGUUGUGAGGAAAUCAGCACAACUGAAUGUAGAGCAGUGACGAUGUUCCACGGAUAUCUCCUAUUAGUAAUACGUUUGGGAAUCCCUGGCACAGGAGACUGGGUGCCUUUCGUGGAGAUUAACACAUAGCAUUUUCUUCCUUCGUCUCCUGCUGUUUGCUGAGCUUCUGAAAUUAAGUUAAGGCUGUCAGCCAUCAACCUUGAGGUGACGCCUUUCCUUUUGAAAUGACAAGGCACCAUGAACAGAUGCUGCAGCUAAGCUUCUGCCCCUUUCCUCCACCCAUCACUCCAGCCUCCCUCCUCUCCUGGUUGCAGUACAGCCAAAUUUAAGACUUACAUUUUAAGUCAUGCUUGGUGCAGGUGGUGGUGGAGGGGAAGGGUGGGGGCAAAGGGACUCACAGAAGAAUGGUCUUGGUGCCACAAUGGCUGCCUAUUUUUUCCACUUCCUUGGAGCUUUGAAAGUGGUAGGUGUGGUCUCCAGGUUGAUGGGUGACACUCCUAAAUUCAAUGCCUGAGCCAAAUGAGAUGGGGUGGACGGGGCCUGGGGUGGUUUUGAUUUAAACUUUUCUCUCUUGGUUGGGUUCUCUGGACUCCUAGUUAGUUCAGGGCAUGACAUUCUUUGUGGGCAGGAGCUGAGGUAGGGAGGGUUGAGAGUCAGGGAAAGGGUUUACUAGCUUAGUGUCCAAUCACAGCUUUGUUACCAAAUGGCCAUGUUGGCCCAGAUUAUUUUCAAAAUGGCCGCUGGUGCUAUUUCAGCAUAUAUCAAGGGAACACUGCUAUGGAUCCUAGUUGGGGGUGGGGCAGGAGGACAAAGCAUUCUGAAUGCAAGCUUGACGACACAAAGGCAUCCAGUGUGGGGUUCAGGCAGAGACUUGGAAAUGCAAUUUCCUCACACAACUAAAACGGGGGAAGGAGACAUCAUUAUUACUUUCCCAGCGUAGCGCCUUCCUAAGGGAAAGCGCCGUCGAACUCAGGCUUGCCUCGUCUCUCUGAGGCCCAAAUCCCACUACCCCCACCAAUCACUACUCUUCUUUCUCCCAAUCCUCCUAUCCCCAACACCUCCCCCUCUCCAAUUCUUUUUUCUGUAAAUAGCUAUUUCUGAUUUCGGACAAGCAGGGAUCGAUAGAUUCUGGAGGGGGGAGGACAAUUGUUUUACUUUUUCCCUUUCUCUUAAUGAUUUUUGGUGUUUGAACUUGAAAAAUAGUAUAUAUUAGUGUGUGUGUAUGUGUGUGUGUGUCUAUAUAUAUAUAAAUAUAUAUACACACACAUACACAGGCGACAUCAACAUACAUACACACACAUACACACAUACAAAUGGAUCCUGGUCAAAAAGAAAGUCGUUGAUUUCCCCCCAUUGAUUUAUCUUGUUUCUCACUGGGAGUUGUUUUGGGAGCAGAUGGUUUUUUGGGGGGUGGGUGGGUGAAAUGUAUAGAUUUUCAGUACAGCAUUGCUCAAACAAUGCAGGGAAAAAACUUUAAAAGAAAGGGGGGAAGGAACAACAACAACAAAAAUAAAACAAAAUGAGAAAACUUU